Messenger RNA from Lolium rigidum, 1524 nucleotides. Its product is annotated as UPF0481 protein At3g47200-like. The transcript has a single exon. The record is from RefSeq and is a predicted model, not a curated record. Bases 1 to 1524 code for a protein of 507 amino acids. Lineage: Eukaryota; Viridiplantae; Streptophyta; Magnoliopsida; Poales; Poaceae.
AUGCAGAUACCUUGCGACUAUCAGCUGGCCGUGUCUGAUUGGGAGGGGACGUCAGCCAUGGAACCAACUGCAUGGGUUCCUGGCUUCCCUUUUGAGAUGACUGUUGCUGCUCCUGCUAGCAAUACUCUGGUCGUCAGCUCUAGCGGUCUGCAGCAGCUGAACAUGGUUGAGGAGAGUACUGGUCAUCAGUACGAGUGGAGUAGUCCAAUUGAAGUGUUCGAGCAAGCAACUCAAGCAUUUGAGGAUGAACAUGGCGAGAUGGAAACGAAGAUCCACCUGUUCCCUGCAAGCAUGAAAGAUCUCUCAGCCGAGUACGCCGCCCCAAAGAUCGUAUCCAUCGGCCCUUACCACCACGGCAAGAGCCCGGACUUCCGGGAGAUGGAGAGUGCCAAGUACGCGGCUGCCUGCCACUUCAUCAAGGACUCGGGACACUCUGUCGAGGAGGUGUGGGGGGCCGUCUUGGAGGUGGCGGACGAAGCCCGCAGCCACUACGACGAGGAGAAGGUGCGACGUUUCGGCGAUGACGAUUUCAGACCUAUGAUGUUCUAUGAUGGCUGCUUCUUGCUGCAGUAUAUGAUGUCUUGGUGCGGACACAAAGGCGAUGAUGAUGAUGUCAUGGUAGUGGAUGUGGAUCCGUUGCUGAAUAGUGUUUUCAGCUCCAAUGACCGCCGAAUCUUCAGCGACCUUGUGUUGCUUGAGAACCAGCUCCCUUGGGUGGUGGUUAAAAAGCUCAUGGGCUUCAUGCCCAAGCCCCUGGACAUGGAAACGUUCCUUGGACGGGUGAAACCGUCUCUGCGAUCCCGCCGAGAUAUUGAAUUUGAUCCUGUUAUACUGGACAGUAGCUACAAGCCUCCGCAUCUCCUUGGCCUCCUACGACACUACUUUGUAGGGAGAAAUCACAUUAGUUCUACUCAGGUGUCUGAGACUCAGACCGAAAUAUCCCACAAGGCCAAGAAAGUAUCACUUUCUGUCAGCAUCAUCGAACUUGCAGAGAUCGGCAUCAAGCUCACAGCCACCAAAAAUAAAAUAGAACUACAAGACAUGGGCGUCAGGAGAGGGAUCUUCACUGGAGAGCUCUUCCUGGCGCCUUUGUUAUUGGACGAUGCUAACGCAGGCUUCCUCGUCAACAUGGCAGCUUUGGAGCUGUGCAUGACCCCCGAUUUCUUCGAAACCUAUAAUACAAUGUCUGUUGUCUGCUCGUACCUCUGCCUCCUGGGCAUGGUCACGGAUAGUGAGAAGGAUGUGCAGCGGCUGCGGAAGAAGCAUAUCCUGCAAGGAGGAGGAGGGCUCACCGACAGGAACGCGCUUGACUUGUUCACCAGCCUCGAGAAGCACCUGCGCCUCGGGAAAUCCUAUGACAACACAAUUGUAGGCAUUGAAAACUACAAGGUCGAUAGGUGGUUGUGGAUCAUAGUGUACAAGUUUGUUUACAACAACCUCAAAAUCAUCAUCGCAGUGGUGUCCGCCAUGGCUGGAUUUGCCGGCUUCCUUGGUGCGAUCAAGUCUCUCAAGGGAUCAAGAUAA